Nicotiana attenuata is the source of this 1458-nucleotide messenger RNA. Its product is annotated as putative late blight resistance protein homolog R1A-10. The record is from RefSeq and is a predicted model, not a curated record. Gene Ontology annotation, biological process: defense response to other organism. Gene Ontology annotation, molecular function: ADP binding. NCBI's taxonomy places the organism in Eukaryota, Viridiplantae, Streptophyta, Magnoliopsida, Solanales, Solanaceae. Bases 1 to 1458 code for a protein of 485 amino acids. The transcript has a single exon.
AUGAACCACAACGACUCGAGCAUUGACCAAUUACUAGAGAAUGUCUAUAAGAAAUUGAAACUGAAGAGGUAUUUGAUAGUUUUGGACGAUAUAUGGAGUAUAGAAGCCUGGGACCUAGUUAGAAGAUCAUUUCCCGAUGAUGAAAAUGGAAGUCGAAUCAUGAUCACUACUAGGCUCUUAGAAGUUGCUGAUUAUGCUAGUAAUGACUGCCUUCCUCAUCCCAUACCUUUCCUUAAUGUUGAAGAUAGUUGGAAAUUACUAUGUAACAAGGUAUUUGUAAAGGAAGAUUGCCCUCCUCAACUGGAGGAAAUAGGGAAGAAAAUGGCAGAACAAUGUCGAGGAUUACCUCUCUCAGUUGUUGUCAUUGCUGGUGUUCUCUCUAAUAUCAAUAGGACAUGUGAUGACUGGAAAAAAGUUGCUGAAAAUGUGAAUUCAAAUAUAGGCUCAACCUCCGAGCAGUGUUUAGAGAUAUUGGCUUUGAGUUACAACUACUUGCCCUGUAACUUAAAAGCUUGCUUUCAUUACAUUGGUGUUUUCCUCAAAAAUACAGAAAUUCCUGCAGAUAGGUUGAUUAAAAUUUGGGUUGCUGAAGGUUUUUUGAAGACAAAUAUUCAUAAAAAGCCAGAACAAGUGGCAGAAGAGUGUUUGGAAGAUCUAGUUGGCAGAAGUUUGAUUAUGGUUAGUAGAAGACGAGCUACUGGCAAAAUCAGAACCUGCAGAAUUCAUGACCUCCUUCGACUAUUAUGCUUGAGAGAAGGAAAAACUGAGAAGUUUUUUCAUGUCAUAAAUAAAUGCGAUGACGUCUCCUCAGAGGGAAUGGAAUUUCAACGCCGAUUAUGCUUGUAUCGAGAAGCUUUACAAAACAAAAAUCUCAGUCUAGAGAAAGGUAAUUUUGAUUCAAUUCAUACCAUUUUGUGCCUUGAUGAACGCCAUGUUUUCUUAGAGGAGUCUCUACGUUACAAAACAAUCAGUUGUUGCUUUCAACUGCUAAGGGUAUUAGAUGUACAAAUUAUUUACUUCUCAAAAUUUCCCCAUGAGAUAACACAAUUAGUACACUUGAGAUAUCUUGCCUGUACCACUUGUACAGCAGUUCCUGCAUCAAUAUCCAAUCUACUGAAUCUACAAACAUUAAUUGUUAUCUCAUUUGCAUCUCAAAUAUCCCUGCCAUUGGACAUUUGGAACCUGCCAAAUUUGAGACAUUUGUGUCCUGGGGGAAUGUAUAUGCCUGUUCCUCCAAAAUCACAAAAUCUCUUAUGUUUAGAGAACUUGCAAACACUGGAUUCAAUAUCUGUUGCUGCUUCUAAUUGGAAGGAGAUUUUUACAGCUAUCCCUAAAGUAAAGAAGUUAGUUGUUUGCUUACAACCAUGGCGUAGUGUAACGUCUAAUCUUAUUGACAGUCUCAUCCGUCUUGUUGAUCUCGAGAAGCUAAGAAUUCAUCUAGAUAUUUCGCCUUUAUGA